ACGGAGAGGUGGGCGUGGGCAUGAUGGGCGGCUAUGGAGGCGGUUUCUUCGGCCCAGCUGGCGCGGGUGUAGCAGGAGGCAGUGCAACCUCCGUGGGCAGCGACUACAGCAGCAGCAGCACCGCCAAUUGCUUCUACGCAGCUAGCGCCGCAUCACAGGCGGCGCCGCCGACGACAAGUGUCGUAAAUCCAACUACAAUGCUGUCCAACUAUUGUGACGCAGCUAUGAUGAUGGCCGCGGCGGCCGUGAAUGCCAAUCAAUGCCUGCAACAGCAUCACCGAAUGAUGCUCGCCAGCAGCAACAGCAGCAGCCAGAACGAGGCGAGCGAGCACAACAUUCCCGACUGCAGCGACGACAUGGACAUGGACGAGACGACCGACACCAAUGUGGAAGCAGGUGCGGCAGCUCCAGCGCCAUCCGCCUCUUCGGUCGCUUCGUCGACAACAUCGGCGGCAACCACAAGCGCUUCAUCAUUGUCAACGUCAGCGCUGGCGCUGUCAACUGCCAAUUCCCCCACGGCCAGCAGUGUAACGGCAGCCGCGGCAACUGCGGCAAUCAUCAGUCAACAGUACCAACAACAGCAGCAACAACGCGGCGCCCAACACUCCCAUCUCGGCCACAGCCACAGCCACAGCCACAACCACAACCCCAACCACCAUCUUCACCAACCGCAACAACAGCAACAGCAGCUUGCAUCGCCAACAAAUCUAAUCGAUAUCAGCGAAGUUCCUCUCAUUGUCGAUGUCAAGUAGAAGAAUGAAAGAGUAGUUUAGUUUUAAUUACAGUGAAACAAAAGUAGAAAAAAACCCCC
Messenger RNA from Rhagoletis pomonella (apple maggot), 811 nucleotides. Its product is annotated as ell-associated factor Eaf-like. The coding region runs from base 21 to 752 and encodes 243 amino acids. NCBI's taxonomy places the organism in Eukaryota, Metazoa, Arthropoda, Insecta, Diptera, Tephritidae. The record is from RefSeq and is a predicted model, not a curated record. The transcript has a single exon.